This is a messenger RNA of Anopheles darlingi, 4520 nucleotides long. RefSeq lists its product as uncharacterized. Gene Ontology annotation, molecular function: zinc ion binding; metallocarboxypeptidase activity. Gene Ontology annotation, biological process: proteolysis. The transcript has 11 exons. The coding region runs from base 1 to 4059 and encodes 1352 amino acids. Lineage: Eukaryota; Metazoa; Arthropoda; Insecta; Diptera; Culicidae. The record is from RefSeq and is a predicted model, not a curated record.
AUGAAGUACUCUGGUGCCGCGUUUGUGUUGCUCGCUGCCCUGGCUACGCUAAGCCUGGCGGAGCAGGUGUCCUACCGCAACUACAAGGUGUACGAUAUCCAGGUGGAUAGCAUUGAGAAGCACACGGUUCUGAAGCGAUGGGAAGAGGUGAAGGGUGUGGACUUCUGGGAUCGGGCUGGCAAGCGCGUGAUGAUUGCCCCGAUGCUGCAGGAUGCCUUUGAGCGGUUCCUGACUAUGAAUGGGUUCACCUUCGUGCGAUCUAUCGAAGAUGUUGAGGCCACGAUCGAAGCAGAGCGUCAGUACGAUCAGGAGUAUCGUCGCCGGAAGGCGGCUUCCGGUCGGGCGACGGUUGACUUCGAGCACUUCUGGACCAUCGACGAGGUCGAAACCUAUCUCGAGACCCUAGCCUACGAGUAUCCGAGCUUGGUGAGGGUGGAAACGAUCGGUACGUCGCAUCUGGGUCGCCGCAUCAAAUCGAUCACGAUCUCAACCAACAAUGGAGUGGCCGGGACGAAACCGAUCGUAUUCAUCGACGGUGGUAUUCAUGCGCGCGAAUGGGCCGGCGUCAUGUCGGUCGUCUACCUGAUCCACGAGCUGGUCGAACACUCGACCGACUACGCGGACCUGCUGGCCAAGGAUUGGGUGAUCGUUCCGGUGGCGAAUCCGGAUGGUUAUGAAUUUUCGCACACCAGCAACCGGAUGUGGCGCAAAAACAGGUUCCCCGCGACCGUGCUUUGUACCGGUAUCGACCUAAACCGGAACUGGGACUAUAUGUGGGUGUUCUCGAGCAAUGCCUGCUCCGAUAGUUACGCCGGCACGUCCGCCUUCUCUGAGCUGGAAACUCAGGCCCUGAACCGUGUUAUGCUGCGUUAUCAGUCGGACAUCGUGCUCUACCUGGCGGUUCACACGUACGGUGACAUGAUCCUGUACCCGUACGGUCACUCGUGGCCGUUCGUACCGGUCACGAACCAGGCCGCCCAUAUUGCGCUCGGUGAGCAGGCACGGGCAGCCGUCACCGCCGUCGGUGGUCCAGAUUACAUCGUCGGCAACAGUGCCGAGAUUCUGUACACUGCCAACGGUUGCAGCGAUGACUACGCGGCCGGCGUCAUCGGUGCACGCUAUGCCUACACGCUCGAGCUGACCGGUGGUGGAUCAACCGGAUUCGAUCUACCGGCUAGCGAGAUCCAAAACGUCGCUACCCAGACCUUCGAGAUCUUCCGUACCAUGGCCAACAAUGCCUACAAACUGUACGAGCUCCUCGUGAAGGACUCCGACCAUGUGAAUGAGCUGAACUUCUGGUACAACGAGGGUACGCUGGACUUCUGGAGCCAUGCAGCCCCGAACCGCUCGGUCACGGUCAUGAUUAGCCCGCGCGUUCGCCGUCGCUUCGAGCAGAUGCUAAAGGAGGAGGACAUCGAGUUCAAGCUGAUGAUGGAGAACGUACAGGAGAUGCUGGAUGCUGAGAAGGCCUGGCGCAAGGAACAGGAGCGCAUUCGCCCAACGAACGGUGCGAUCGACUUCAACCACUUCUGGACGCUGGACGAGAUUAACAACUACCUGGAGAAGCUGUCCGUGGCCUACCCGAAGCUGGUGACGCUGGUCGAGAUUGGCAGGACCACGCUGAACCGCCCGAUCAACGCGGUCACGAUCUCGACGAAGGGACGCAUCAACCAGAAGCGCCCGGUCGUGCUGAUCGAUGCCGGUCUGCAGGCACGCGAGUGGGCCUCCCAUAUGGCGGUGAUGCACCUGAUCCACCAGCUGGUCGUUAACUCCGACGCGAACCAGGAGCUGCUGAAGAACACCGAUUGGGUUGUGGUUCCGGUUGCGAACCCCGACGGAUACGCUUAUUCCCACGAAAUGAACCGUCUGUGGCGCAAGAACCGUUCCGCCGGUAAAACAAUCUGCCCGGGUGCUGACCUUAGCCACAACUUCCCAUUCCGCUGGCACUACACCUCGAACUCCUGCACUGAGGGCUACUCGGGUAGCGCGCCAGCUUCGGAGAGUGAGACCCGUGCGCUGAUGCUGUUGAUGGCGCAGUACGCACGCAGCAUGAAGAUGUACCUGACGGUGCACGCUUGUGGCGAGUACAUCCUCUAUCCGUACGGCUACGAUAACGUGCAGGUUCCGAACGCGGCCGUUCUCCAUAUGCUCGGUGAGCAGGCAGCGCGCGCUGCCCGUAAUGUCCGUGGUACGGUGUACCAGGUCGGUAGUGCCGGCAGUCUGCUGACCCCGCAGACCGGCAGCGCUGACUUCGUGUACGGUAGUUUCGGUGCCGAGUUUACGUACACGCUGGAGCUGCCGUGUGGCCGCACCGGUAGUGCCUUCCUGCUCGAGACCGACCGUUUGGCCCAGGUGUCGGCCGAGGCGUUCGAGAUGUUCAAGGUGUUUGGUAAGUUUGCCGGCAGUACGACCGUUGGCCGCCCGUACGAUUCGACCAAGGGUAACAAGGUAAAGGAUACCAAAGCAGUGACCGAUGAGGCCGACGCCUCAUCCUCCUCGGCCAAUGAGGACACACAGGAGGACGAAGCUGUGGGAGUUACUGGAAGCUCUCUAGCUCGUUGCCGGUCUGGACGCCGACUGCGGCCGGGACUGUGUGUGCGUUUGGGAACGCGGAUGAAUGACGAAUGUGUCCGGUUGGAUGUGUUGGAUGCGACGACGACGACUACGACCGAGAUAGAGGUGAUACGGUUGGUGAUAAGCUCACGUAGCCGAAAGCCGCUCGCGCCUUCAUCGGAAGCUUCCAAGCAGUUACGGUUUGACCGUGUUCGGAGGAGCACGCACGCACCUCGAGUCGCAAUGAAGUCGCUCGCCGUUGUUUGUUGUUGUCUGGUGGCCUUGGCCUUCGCCAAAGCCGGUUCUUACCAUGGGUUUGAGCUGUACACCGUGCGACCGGAAACGCAGGAGCAGCUGACGGAGCUGCUGCGAUGGCCGGUGCAGGCGGACGUGGACUUUUGGGAUGCACCGAAGCUGAACCGUGAGUCGCGCAUGAUGACGGCGAGAACGGACCGGAAGGCGGUGGUUAACUUCCUGGAGCGGCACGACAUUGACUACGAGCUGGUGGUUGAGGAUGUACAGGAACUACUGACGAAGGAAAAGCGUCGCAAUGCGGAGUAUCUGCGCCGGGUCCGGCGGGAUUCGAAUUCGCGGGCCACGAUCGACUUUGACCACUUCUGGCCGCUGGAGGAAAUUUACGAUUAUCUGGACGAACUGGCGGCGGCGUAUACGGGCCUGGUGCGCGUAUCCGAGGUUGGUACGACGCACGAGGGCCGUCCAAUCAAGGCUAUCACUAUCUCGACGAACGGGGUGAUCGAUCAAAGCCGACCAAUUGUCUUCAUCGAUGGUGGCAUCCAUGCCAGAGAAUGGGCCGGUGUGAUGUCGGUGAUGUACAUGAUCCACGAGUUCGUGGAACACUCGGACCAGUAUGCGGCCCAGCUGACGAACGCCGAUUACGUCAUCAUACCCGUACUCAACCCGGAUGGCUAUUCGUACACGCACCGGGAGAACCGAUUGUGGCGUAAAAAUCGCUCACAAGUUUCGAUUCUGUGCUACGGGGUGGACUUGAACCGCAACUUUGCCUAUCAGUGGCAGUGGACGAGCAGCGAGUGUACAAAUAACUAUGCCGGGAAGGCGGCUGAGUCCGAGAAGGAAACGCAAACCAUGGUGGCACUGAUGGAUCAGUACAAGAGCGCCAUCCGCGUCUAUCUGGCGGUGCACACGUACGGUGAGCUUAUCCUGUGGCCCUGGGGUUAUGACUUUAUCCAUUCGGAUAAUGCGGCCGAUUUGCAGCGGCUGGGCGAGCAGGCCCGUGACGCGCUGGUGGCGGCCGGUGGUCCCACGUACGAGGUCGGCAAUUCGGCCGACAUACUGUACACGGCCUCGGGUGCUACGGAUGAUUACGCACACAGCCUCGGUGUACCGUUUGCGUAUACGCUCGAGCUGACCGGUGGUGGUCUGGAAGGAUUCGAUCUGCCGGCUUCCGAGCUGCCAAAGGUGACGGCCGAUACGUUCGAGUUGUUUAAGGUCUUCGGUCAACAUGCCGGUACGUUGACGGUGCCGUAAGCUAUCCUACGCCUUGUCCUCUCGCACGUUUGUCAUCAUCGUUGCCGUCAUCUGUGUUGUCGGAGGUGACGCGUUUGGUAGCGGAUUUCAUUGAAGCAAUAAAACGGAACCAAACGGACCAAUCGUCGUUAUCUGUUGAUGUUGAUUGCUGUUGAUUGCGGAACCUCUUAUCGGUCGCACCGAGGCGCUACCAUUCGAUCAUUCGACAGCUGGAGUGGCCAUUGCGGACUUAACGUAAAUAUCGGACGCUACGCCGUUAGUUAAUAUAGUUAAGAAGAACCCUUGGAUGCGCUGUUAUGAAUGGUUAUCGCUUGGUUUUUGUUCGCUCUGGUAGAUUAACGAGAACGAUUGAAGGCGAACAGUGCAACUAAUCGCAUUAGUAAACACAACAAGCAAAUAGCACUGGAUACUACAAAGUAAAAUGAAGUAGAAUGAAUUGCAAAAUGCGAAUACAACUAACC